Molecule: messenger RNA, 2640 nt
Organism: Pseudomyrmex gracilis
Lineage: Eukaryota; Metazoa; Arthropoda; Insecta; Hymenoptera; Formicidae
Product: ubiquitin-conjugating enzyme E2 J2-like
Exons: 4
Coding region: 693-1391 (232 amino acids)
Source: RefSeq, a predicted model, not a curated record
ACCGACCUAUAGUGUAUUCUUUUUUACAAAGUGGUGACACUGAAUUAAUUCACCAUGAUUGGGCGUAUGGGCGGAGCAUAGGAGCCCUCAUAAAAAGCCUUUUAAGUCUCACUGUCACUUUGCUUCAGUCAUAUGUUUUCCGUUGCUUUUGUACAGUCUCGUCGCCCACCUCUGUCAAAGUGUCAAAGUUUGUGUUUUGCGUUUUUGCGGUGUUCGCGAGUAUUUUUGCCAAAACGCAUCCUGCCAGGUACCUCCGUCGUCCAAAUCGUUACCUGAGAUCCAGAACCUUGAAUCGCACGACUCGGUCAAAUAUUUUUACGCUGUUUGAUCAGUACGCGAUUUGUUAUCAUCGCGCGCAACUCAACCUAACCUAUUGUCACACGUAAUAUUCCGUCUCGUAUUUACUUGCAGAGUGUCAGCGAGUUAAUCGUCUAUUCGAAUAACAAACAGGAAGUUGUCGCGGAUGAUUCCACGUGGAUUCGCGCCAUGCGUGAACAUUGUGUGACUUGUUGUUGAGACUGCGAGAAAGAACGCUAUUUCGCAAACGAGAUCCUGUUUCGUAAAAUCGUAAUCGAUAAAAAUUGUGACGAACCGUUGAGGCUCGAUUCGUCAGACAAACAGAAGAAUAUCCUAAGAUAAGAGUAGAGAGAAGAGAUUGAAACACUGUGUAUUUGAAAGUAACACUUGUUCCCAUGGUAAGAAUGAACGGAAAAGCCAACAGUGCUACGGCCAGGUUAAGACAAGAUUACGUACGUCUUAAAAAGGAUCCGGUACCGUAUGUUCUUGCUGAACCAGACCCCUCGGAUAUACUAGAAUGGCAUUAUGUGGUUAUAGGGCCAGAAAAAACUCCAUACGAGGGUGGUUUUUAUCAUGGAAAGCUUGUAUUCCCAAUGGAAUUUCCAUUUCAACCACCUAGCAUUUACAUGACCACUCCAAAUGGCCGAUUUAAAGUCAAUAUGAGAUUAUGUCUGUCCAUAUCUGAUUACCACCCUGAUACGUGGAAUCCGGCGUGGAGUGUGUCAACUAUUCUUACAGGCUUGCUCAGUUUUAUGCUUGAGAAUAGUCCUACACUUGGUAGUAUGAGUACAACGGAUUAUGAAAAGAGACAACUAGCCGCACAGAGCUUAGAAUAUAAUCUGAAGGAUAAGAUGUUUUGCGAGCUGUUCCCAGAUACUGUUGAGACGAUCAAAAUUGAAUUGGAACGUCGGAAAGAACUUGAGAAACAAAGGCAUCAAUCCACCGCGUCCGAAGUGUCUUCAUUAAUACGAGAUCAGCUACAGAGAGAUCAGAGCCCAUUGCAGAGCGCACUGGCCAAUUUGGUAGUUAUCAUAGGUUUUGCAGCGUUCGCGUACACUGUGAAAUACGUGCUGAGGAGCAUAGCCACGGAAUAAAACUCGGGUUGGAAUCAAGCUGCUUGCACUGCAAAAAAAAAAAAAACGACACGGGAAGGAAACAACGUACACAUACCACUUAUCGUAAUCUAUCCUGUUUGAACUGUGUCACACACGAGCAAGUUCAAAACUCUUUGCCAGUAAGCUGUGGAUAGUUUGGUAGAUUUUUAUAUCGAGGUCCAUUGUAAAAUACAUUAUAAUCAUUCUGAUUGCCGCAUUAUUAACCACGGAUUCGAUUCGCUGGUCAUUAAUGAUGAGAAAAAAAAAAAAAAAGAAAAAACCGAGUCGAUAGUUUCUCUCUUUUAAUUCAGAUAAUACGGGAUACGUGUGCAAGAUGAAGAAAGAACAUAUAAUUGUAUAGUAAAUAGAUCUUCGGUCCUUUUUUUAUACUGGACUUUGCACUCUCGUAGCUUGAUUUGUAGGAAAUAGCGAAAUUAGAGAUUGUUCUUCUCUCAUGGUGCUGAGAAAUAAUCUUCCGUUGAAUCCUUUUUUUUUUUUUUUUUUUUUUUUAACAAUUUUGAGAUCUAUUGUAUUCGAUGUGUUCGAAGAAGAAACGCAUAACUGUGCAUGUUACACGGUAAUAUGUUAUUAUUAUUCUUGAUAGAGAAUCUCUUUUGGAUCGAAAUGCAUAAAUGUCAGUUGUAUUCAACGUCGUGCCAACAAAAAUCUGAAUCCGACAUUGCCGUAGUAAUUGAAUCAAAUUGUGUCACACAAUAGUCUCAGACAUAUCGUUUAUCGAAAACAAAAAGUUUGUUUUGUAAAUACAAAGACAGAAGACGUUAUGAAAAAAAAAAAAAAACAAAAAAAUUAUAACAUCUCAACGCGAGUGAUCGAAAACUCGAACGAAUAAUUGAAUUUGUAUUCGUUAUAUUAGAGAGAUAGUGUAAUUUUGUUGGCUGUUCUAUGUAACACUAUGACUGUCACAUAUAUAACUCUUUUGCGAAUUUCGAAAUGAUAUGUUUCUCUCGUCGCGAUAAUUAGUAUAAUUUGCAAGGUCGCUUGCUUGUUUUUUUUUUUUUUUUUUUUUUUUUCUUAACGAAGAAACAUACACUUCUUCCACGUAUAAAACGACCCACAACGUUUCUUCCUUAAUUAACACAUGUAUUAAUUAUUGAUAUAUUCGCUAAUCUCCGAUUCCCCUCUCUUGCUCUUCCAUGACGAGUUAUUUGUUUGUGUAAUAUAUCCGAAUGAGCAAGAAGAAUUUUGCGUGAUUUUUAGGGACAAAAAAAAAAAAAAAAAAAAAAAAAAA